CCUGUCUUGGGUCAUGUCUUCCUAAAUAUGUGAGCAUUCCCACCAGGUGGCUCUGCUGGGAAGUUUGUUACGACCUUAUCGAUUCGUCGUCGUUGCAAAAUUUAUCCAAUCAGAUGACUCCUGAUAAGCUCGUCAUGGAAGUGUACCAGAAGGAUCUUGAGAAGUCUCGAGCCGUCUAGAAUAUUGUGAUACUUAGCACGGGAUUAAUCAUAUAAAAGUAUAAAAGUAGCAGUCGAGAUGGCAUUCCAUAGUAUGUUACCGGACGAAUACAAGAACGAACCAUUGCCGCCCGGUUGGGAAAUGUUAUACGAUAAGAAAACAGCGUGGCCUUUUUACGUGAAUCACAACGACAAAACCACGACGUGGAUUGAUCCUAGGAAACGGUAUAGCCGAAUGAAGGCAGGCUUCCCAGGUUUCCGCACCAAGGACGGCAUGCUGGACCCGUUCGGUGAUGGGGACUUCAGCAUUCCCGUCUACCACGAGCAGGCGAGGCCGCGCGCGCAGAACGCAGAGCCCGAACAGCCCGUGGGAACGCCACCUGCCGGGCCGGGCGUCGGUACCUCACUGCCGCGGGUGAGGAACAUCCCGAUACAGAUCGAGCGCAGCGACUCGCGAGGCAGCAGCUCGGCGACGGCCAGCCCGCGUACGAUACCCAGGCAGAAUCACGCGCAGCAGCCGCCGCCCGCCGCCCCCUACUCCAGCAGCCCCGCGAGCGCGCACAGAGCCGAGCCUCAGUGGCCGCCGACGACGACCACGCAGGGCGACGAUGGCUUCCCGCGAGUGUUCUUCGGCAUGGACGGCGGCCCGCAGCAGCCGGCGAUGAUGAUGAACCGCGACGGCGUGCCGCCCCACGGCUUCCACGAGCACCCGCGCCUCGCCGACGGCCCGCCGCCGUCGCACGAGUUCUUCCGGCAGGCGACGUCGCCGCACGUGCGUCGCUCGGCGUCGCCGCGGCCCGACGACGUGUGGCAGCAGCUGCGCGGCGGCGGCCGCUCGCCGGCGAUGAUGCAGCACGGCUGGAACGAUCGCUUCGCGACCCCGCCCCCCGCCGAGUUCCAGCAGCAGCACUGGCCACAGCAUCAUCAGCAGCAGCCACCACAGCAGCAGCAAGAGGGGACGCCGCCGGACGCGCCGGCGAUACCCGAACCAGACUACCAGCUGCAGGAACCGGCGCGUGGCAGCGACGACAAGGUCAACGUGCACGAUCACUCGAUACCCAUCCCGCUUGCGCCCGCCGAGCCCCCGUCCCGCGACGACGUCGACGCCCCCGCGCCACCACCGCCGGCAACGACGAACGGCGACGACAAUGGCGGCCAGGAGGCGCCACCGCACGUCGCGCCAGUGGGGGCGCUCGCGACGAUCGCGGACGUGCACGCCGAGACGCGACUGCUCGUCGACGAGGUGGCCGCGUUCUCGGGCGCCGCCGGCGACAAGCGCUUCCUCUUCCUCGACGAGAUGCUCAUGAGGCAGCUGCUGCGCCUCGACGACGUCGAGACGGCAGGCCGCGACGACGUGCGCGCCGCGCGCCGCGCCGCCGUCCGCGAGAUCCAGUCGGCGAUCUCGCGUCUCGAGGCCAAGUGCUGCCGGCCGUGCGACUACGAUCAGAUCGAGGAGCAUGGCAUGCCGACGUCGCCGCUGCAGACCGACGCGCCGCCGCUGCCGACGAUGAUGGAAGGAGGAGCAGCGGGACAACAGCAGUUAUAGUUGGAUAUUACCGGCGUCGCCACCACUAGGGAGCAGCACGGGACAACAGGAGUCGUAGUCGGGCCCCACCGGCGUCAGCAUCGCUAGAGGGCAGCACAGGACAACAUCAGUCAUAGUCGGACCCCACCGGCGUCGCCACUCCUAUAGACAACAGCAGUUUUAGUUGAGCCCCACUGGCAUCGCUGCCACUAGGGAAUGGCAUGGGACAGCAGCAGUUAUAAUUUGACCCCACUGGCGUGGGACAGAUAGCAGUUAUAGUUGGGCCUCACCAGCGCUGCUGCCACCAGGGGGCGGCACGGGACAACAUCUGUCAUAGUUAGUCGGAUGCCGUUGGACGUUAAUGCCUGGCGUAGAAGGAUGAGAAGAUAGAGCGAUGAGCCGUAGGCAAUAGCCUUGUAGCGGCAGCGAGUUUCCACCAUUGAACGGUAACGUGCACGGAAGUCAAUGAGCUGUGGAGGAUGCGAGAGACAGCAAGUGUGGAGGAAGUAAGAAACUGAAAGUGCAGAGGAAGCAAUAGACGGAAGCUGUAGAGAAAGGUGGAAACGGGAAGUGUAGAGGAAGCAAGAAACAACAAGUGUAGAGGAUACAGUGCUCAGAUGGCAACUGUGGAGUAAGUGAGAAACAGCAUCCCUAGAGAAUGCAAGAGACACCAUAGGUGGGGCAAGAAACAGCAUCUGUAGAUGGUGUGACAGAGAGAGAGAGAGAGACAGACAGACAGACAGAAGCCAUAGAGGGAGCGAGUAAGAAAGAAAGAGAAGAAGAGAUGGAGAGAGCGUGAGAUAAAGACUGAGUCGUUGUCCUGCAACCGUAGAAAGAGCGAUCGCCCCACGCGCACGUGUGCUAAUGUAGUGCUUCAUAGUUGCAUGUGUGCUUACAAGAGUUGCUGCAGCAGCAGCCGCAGCAGCAGCAACAGCCGCAGCAGCAGCAGCAGUGGAAGCUGCUCAGCAAGGAACCCGCUUCGUGAUAAACGCCGCCGCUCGCCCGCAAGCUUGCCCAGCAUCGAUUGUCCCCGUUGUUGGACCAUAGGCUCCCACGUAACCCGAGUCUAGGACCCGUGUGCAUCGUCUAUUUAUCUAACCUGGCAGCUUGGCAGCUAUAUCGUGUCAAUGGUCGUUGUUGUCGUCUCGCUUUUGCUCUCGUGAGAGUCGUACAUUUUUGCACUUUAAGCAGCUUACGCGGUCGUGCGUGAAGAUUGUGCUCAUCUAGAUGGAAACUCUCUCAAAUCGUUCGCAGUCGUGUGAAGUUGAAUCUCAAAGAUGUGAAGAGAUUUGUUUUUGCGGAUUUGCCGGAUUUUUUUCGGUUCAGUUUAAGUUAAUCUUUUGCAGAUAAAGGAGUUUAGUAAUUGUGUGAAUAUUAAAAAAACUGGCGAAAGUUUAAAAAACUAACUGUUGGAGAGAUGCAACUGGUGAACUGUGAAACUAAUAUAUGCUAUAUGCACCUGUUAGUAAAAUUAUAAACGCACAUAAAAAUUUGCUAAUCCUAGUAUGUUAUGCACGAUGGUUGUGUUUAGAACUGUAUCUCGUACAUAGUAAAAAUGAUCUUGUACAAUAAUAUGUAGGUAUUUAUGUAGCUAUAAUGGCAGUGGCAGAGGUUGAUCAGUGAGAGAUAUUUUUAAAUUGGUGUCAAUCCGUAGAGGAAGAAAUUAUUGGUUGUUGUUGCAUAAAAGGUUUAUAUAGCAUUUCGUUGCUGAGAUUAAUGGAGGAAUGACUUGCGGCCAAAUAGCAAGUUAUGUUGUAGAUUACAUGUUAUGUUUUCACGGCAUAAAAAAUGUCAUAAAAUGGAGCAAUAGGUUAUCUUUUCGUGUUGUGUUGUUCAUUCACGGCUGCGAUUUCCUAUGUGUAGUCUAAAGACUGCAUACUACAGCGAAAUAGAGUGUGCUGCCAUCUGGUGAACCUUUUUGAAACUCAAACUUAGCUAGCCAAUCAAAAAUUGUUGGUUUCGAUCAUAGAAAUAAUAUAGAUAACCAUAUUAUUUCUAUACGUGUAUCUAUAUUAUUUCUAUGGUUUCGUUGCGUGCUGUCCUGUAAAUGUUGUGAUUCGGUAUUCGGUAUUCGGUGUGUGGUAUUCGGGUAUUAAUUGAGUGAUUCAUCCAUUGCCGUGUUGAAUUUAUGUGCAUUGCAUUGUGCCCUCAACAGGCUCUUAACAGGAGGUUGCAGCGUCUAGUUUUCUAAAAGAAUUCUAAAAAGUGUAAAUUAUUGCGGUGUUUGUUUUUGCUAUUAAACGCUAUUAUUUAAUUAUUCAGAGCCAACAAUGUUCGAUUGGGUGUGUUCUAAAUUUAGUGGCAAAUUUUCGCUACAUAGUUCCUUUGAUAUUAUAUGCUCGCAAUCUCAGACCCUGUACACGGUGUCAAGCCAUGCUAUGAACAUAUUUAUACUCAUCAUAAUAUAUAAGGAACCAAUGUAUAAUCAUACAUUAUGUGUUCAGGGCGAUGUCUGAUAUCAGAACCUGUAGCUCACUGAUUACUGUGAAUAUAAAAUGCCUCGCAACAUC
Priapulus caudatus is the source of this 4193-nucleotide messenger RNA. Its product is annotated as BAG family molecular chaperone regulator 3-like. The record is from RefSeq and is a predicted model, not a curated record. Gene Ontology annotation, biological process: protein stabilization. The transcript has 5 exons. Gene Ontology annotation, cellular component: cytosol; cytoplasm; membrane. NCBI's taxonomy places the organism in Eukaryota, Metazoa, Priapulida, Priapulimorpha, Priapulimorphida, Priapulidae. Bases 238 to 1704 code for a protein of 488 amino acids. Gene Ontology annotation, molecular function: protein-folding chaperone binding; adenyl-nucleotide exchange factor activity.